Messenger RNA from Durio zibethinus, 1796 nucleotides. Its product is annotated as syntaxin-121-like. Gene Ontology annotation, cellular component: endomembrane system; SNARE complex; plasma membrane. NCBI's taxonomy places the organism in Eukaryota, Viridiplantae, Streptophyta, Magnoliopsida, Malvales, Malvaceae. Gene Ontology annotation, molecular function: SNAP receptor activity; SNARE binding. Gene Ontology annotation, biological process: exocytosis; vesicle fusion; intracellular protein transport. The record is from RefSeq and is a predicted model, not a curated record.
UUCUUCCACCUUCCAAGAUAUUUCCUCUUUCUCUUUUCAAUUCUUUGCUUCUUUCCUGUUUAAAAAAACAAUAAACAAUUUCAAUGACAGUGCAUGUCUAUUUCAUGCUUUCCUUCCCCCAUUUGUUGAAACUCGAAACCUUCUUGACCCAAAUCCCACCUUCAAAACCUCUUUUUUCCCACCAUUUCUACCCACGUUUGCCUUACCCUUUUCUCACAAUCUCUUAAAAAGCCUUUUUUUUUUUUUUUUCUGAUCAAGAAGUUGGGUUUAUGACUCGAUAACCAAACACCUUCACCCGUAUUAAUACCAUUUCUGUCUGAUCCAACGAACGUUUUUAAAGCUCUGAAGAGUUUUUAACAAGAAAACCAAAAAUGAAUAAUCUAUUUUCAGGCUCUUUCUCUCGCUUCCGAGGCGAAGAAGCGUCUCCUGAUCACCACGUAAUCGAGAUGACACAAUCCUCCUCCACCUCCGGCGGUGUCAACCUCGACAAGUUCUUUGAAGAUGUCGAGUCCAUCAAAGACGAGCUCAAGGAACUGGAGAGGCUGAACGACAACCUCUCGUCAUCUCACGAGCAAAGCAAGACGUUACACAACGCGAAAGCCGUGAAAGAAUUGAGAGCAAGGAUGGAUUCUGACGUAGCCAUGGCUUUGAAAAAGGCCAAGCUUAUUAAGGUUAGGCUGGAAGCGCUUGACCGUUCCAACGCGGCCAACAGGAGCUUGCCUGGGUGUGGACCUGGGUCUUCUUCGGACCGGACGAGGACGUCUGUCGUCAACGGGUUGAGAAAGAAAUUGAAGGAUUCUAUGGAAAGUUUUAAUGGGUUGAGAGAAAAGAUCUCGUCUGAGUACAGAGAAACUGUUCAGAGAAGGUAUUUCACGGUUACUGGAGAAAACCCAGAUGAGAGGACUCUUGAUCUUUUGAUUUCGACAGGAGAGAGUGAGACUUUUUUGCAAAAAGCCAUUCAAGAACAAGGGAGGGGAAGAAUUUUGGACACAAUCAAUGAGAUUCAAGAAAGGCAUGAUGCUGUUAAGGAUUUGGAGAAGAAUCUCAAGGAGUUGCACCAAGUUUUCUUGGACAUGGCAGUGCUGGUUCAGGCUCAAGGUGAGCAAUUGGAUGAUAUUGAGAGCCAAGUGAACAGAGCUAAUUCAUUUGUGAGAGGUGGAACUGAGCGGCUGCAAACAGCUAGGAAUUACCAGAAAAAUACCAGGAAAUGGACUUGUUAUGCUAUCAUACUUUUGCUGGUGAUCAUCUUGUUUGUGGUGUUAUUCACUGUGAGACCAUGGGAAAACAAUGGUGGCGGCGGCAGCGGUGGCAGCAACAGUCCUUCUCAAGCUACACCUCCACCUCCACCUACUGCCUAACCAUAGGUUGCUGUGAUUAGGCAUAGAUCAGUGUUAGCUAUGCUAUGCUGUACUCUUGUUUGAGAUCUGAAUUUUUGCAUUUUCCUUUUUGUGGAUUUGUUUAAUGAAUCUAUCAAGAGAAGAAAGUUUGAUGGACUGAGACAUUUGGUUGAAUGGCAUUGAAGCUUUCCUCUGCAUUAUUUGUUGUUUAUUGGAAAGCAGGGGAUAGGGCUGGAUUGGGAAAGGAAUGCCACCAUUUCUUUUCAAAAUUCAGAUAAACUUUCUUGGGGAGACAGUACCAUUUUGAUUAUUGAUUCUUUCCUGUAACUAAUAUUUUUGUUCUAGUUCUUUCCUGUUUUCAUGGUUGCUACAGAUACAGUUUAUUCAAACAUGUUCCAGUAGAUAUGUAUCAUCUUAUUAUUCUAUAGUUUAUAAAUAAAAUUUAGUUCUUGGAUCAUA